AUGGUGAAAAGUAGAACAAAUAUGCAGUGGAAGCCAUCGUCAACGUCUUCAUCGGUGGUCAGUAUAGCAGGGACUGUAGUGACUACGCUGCUGUUGCUCAGACUGUUGUUGUCCUCAUCAGUCGUGCCUCUCGGUCUAUCUCUGUUUGGACCUUACGUACCGGAUUUUAAGAAUGUACCUGGUGUGGAGUAUUAUGAUCUACGUAACUACCAGGGGAAUAGUGAUGGAUGGCAGCGUAACGACAGGAUCCUGUUCUGUGUGCCACUAAGAGACGCUGCUGAACAUCUCCCGAUGUUCUUUGAACAUCUCAAUUUGAUGACUUAUCCACACAAUUUCAUCGAUUUAUCCUUCCUAGUGAGUGACUCUUCAGAUGACACCAUGGGUGUCUUACUGUCCCACUUACAAUCUGCUCAAUCUCAGAUGGAUAAGUCUAAAAGAUUCGGUAAUAUAGAGAUCUAUGAAAAGGAUUUUGGUCAGAUCAUUGGUCAAUCUUUCUCUGAUAGACAUGGUUUCGCGGCUCAGGGUCCUAGAAGAAAACUUAUGGCAAGAGCAAGAAACUGGCUGGGCUCCGUGGCAUUGAAACCGUACCAUUCCUGGGUCUAUUGGAGAGACGUGGACGUCGAAACUGUACCUCGCACAAUCAUGGAAGAUCUAAUGCAUCACGAUAAAGACGUCAUCGUACCAAACGUAUGGAGACCUCUUCCAGAUUGGUUAGGGAACAUCCAGCCUUAUGAUCUUAAUUCGUGGCAAGAAUCCGAAGGUGGGUUACAGUUGGCAGAAGCGCUGGAGGAAGACGCGGUCAUCGUGGAGGGGUACCCUGAAUACGCUACAUGGAGGCCUCAUCUAGCGUACAUGAGAGAUCCUAAUGGCGAUCCAGAAGAAGAAAUGGAAUUGGAUGGUAUCGGUGGUGUCUCAAUUUUGUCUAAGGCUAAGGUGUUUCGUACGGGUUCUCACUUCCCUGCUUUCUCCUUUGAAAAACAUGCUGAAACUGAAGCAUUCGGAAGAUUAUCAAGAAGAAUGAAUUACAACGUCGUUGGGCUGCCUCAUUACGUGAUUUGGCACAUUUACGAACCUUCCACCGAAGAUUUAAAACAUAUGGCUUGGAUGGCUGAAGAAGAAAAACGUAGAUUGGAAGAAUCAAGAAUCAAAGAUUUUUAUGACAAGAUUUGGAGAACAGGGUUUGAAGACGUUAGAGACGAUUGGGCCGAUGAAAGAGAUGCCAUCCUAUUAAAUAUCGAUUACUCUGCAACUUCCGAAAGAAAAAUUGCAGUGGAUUGGUCUGAAAAUGGAGACGGUUCAGAAUUAGUCGAAAAUAACGUUCAAGAACCAAAUAGGGAAGUCCCAGCAGAUUUCGAUCCUUCUCUAUAA
Molecule: messenger RNA, 1368 nt
Organism: Kazachstania africana CBS 2517
Lineage: Eukaryota; Fungi; Ascomycota; Saccharomycetes; Saccharomycetales; Saccharomycetaceae
Gene: ANP1
Product: Anp1p
Exons: 1
Coding region: 1-1368 (455 amino acids)
Biological process (GO): cell wall mannoprotein biosynthetic process; protein N-linked glycosylation
Cellular component (GO): mannan polymerase complex
Molecular function (GO): alpha-1,6-mannosyltransferase activity
Source: RefSeq, a predicted model, not a curated record